CCGACCCCACCCGAUUCUGAUUGCGCACGAACAAAAAAAAAAAACAACAGUGCCAACGAACACAGAGAAAGCGAGAAAUUUUCACAGAGAUCGAGCAAAGAGGAGGAAGCGAUAUGGCAGUGAUGGAUAAACUAAAGAUGUUCGUUGCUCAAGAGCCAAUUGUUGCUGCUUCAUGUCUCCUCGGUGGCGUUGGUCUAUUCCUUCCAGCCGUGGUGAAGCCUAUGCUGGAUUCAUUUGAAUCUUCCAAGCAAGUUCGUCAACCUGCUUUAAACGAUGUGGUUGCAGGUAUAACUGGUAAAAAGAAGUGAUGAUUUAAGAGUAGAAUUCAACACAAAAGAAUGAUUUGUCAAUUCUUUGGGUCAAUGUUAGUUAAAUUAUUUGAUUACACUUGAAUUCGAACAUGUUCUGGUUUGGCUAAACCAGUUUUCUCAAGUAUAAAUGUUUUUAAACAAUAUGAAAUAAUGAUAAAUGCAAGAUAUGGCAAUGUACUUUUAUUUA
Molecule: messenger RNA, 498 nt
Organism: Lactuca sativa (garden lettuce)
Lineage: Eukaryota; Viridiplantae; Streptophyta; Magnoliopsida; Asterales; Asteraceae
Source: RefSeq, a predicted model, not a curated record